GUCUAUACUGAACAUGCUAAAUCGCAGGAAACAUAAUUUAUUUAAUUUCAUCUAUAGAAUAAUCAGGAAAGCCUCCGUAUUUGAAAAAUGAACUUUCAACUCUUAAUCAUAAUUACGGAACAAGAUAUAACCAGAAUAUUUUUAUUACUCCUCGACAUAGGUCUGCAGAAUUUCAACUUCUUUUUCAUUUCUUGCACUUCAAAUGUGGAACAGUCUAUAUAAUAAUGUAAAGAUGGAGAAGCGAGCAUCUGAUGGUAGAUGUGUAUGUUUGUGUGGAUGUGUUUCGAUGUGGUUAACUGUAUUAGGGCUCGUCGGUGUGGCUUCGCGUCUGUUGCUUUCUGCCGCUCUUCUCCCCCUUUCCGGUGCUCCCCUCCCGUCGGAACGAUGACAUUUUGAGGGUGUAAGUACAUAUUUUUUUUUUCUGUGAUAUCAAUGGUUCAUGUUCAUAAUAAAUUAAAUCAUUAAAUACCUAAAUAUUGUUUAUAUAUUACAGUUUGUGUAAAUUAGUGUAUAA
Molecule: messenger RNA, 514 nt
Organism: Acanthoscelides obtectus
Lineage: Eukaryota; Metazoa; Arthropoda; Insecta; Coleoptera; Chrysomelidae
Source: the annotation of a GenBank genome assembly